Fonsecaea pedrosoi CBS 271.37 is the source of this 2649-nucleotide messenger RNA. RefSeq lists its product as uncharacterized. Gene Ontology annotation, biological process: protein desumoylation. The record is from RefSeq and is a predicted model, not a curated record. The transcript has a single exon. The coding region runs from base 1 to 2649 and encodes 882 amino acids. Gene Ontology annotation, molecular function: deSUMOylase activity. Gene Ontology annotation, cellular component: nucleus. Lineage: Eukaryota; Fungi; Ascomycota; Eurotiomycetes; Chaetothyriales; Herpotrichiellaceae.
AUGGCUGACACCUCAUCUUUCAUGGAUUGGCAUCCUCAAACGCCUCCUCCUGCGCACAAUCCGUACCAAGAUAGAUAUGUGCCUGGUGGUUGGCCUGUCGACCCUCCGACCCCUCCCCCUCCUACCACCGGCGUCUUCAUGCCCUCUCGCAGACCUUCUCCUCUUGACCACAUCAUCCCUGCCGCGAAGAGAAUAUGUACAGGCCUUGGAGGUUUGGCUGGACUCGGUUUCCACGCAGCCGCACAACUCAGCAGACGUACAAUUGAUGCCACAACCACUGUGGUCACUGUCCCUACUGUCUACAUUGUCCGACGAUUCCAGCGGCGUCGCCAUGAGCAGAGACCUACCCAGCCAAAGCGACAAGCUGCACCAAGAUCUUUUCCUCCACCACUUUCACAAUCACCAUGGAAUCGAGCUGUUGCCAAAGAACUGGCCGCAGCUCAACAAACAGCCGACCCCCCUCCGCAAACACCCACAGUCCCGCCUCAGCGAGUCCCCAAACCUAUCCCGCCUACAGAAGAACAACAUGAAUACACAGAUGGUGUGUUGUACGAAAUCCCAGAGUUCAGACCACAAUACGUCUUGAACCGACGGAGCCAAAAUGCUGCUCCCCGAGGUCCGAUUCGGCGCACACGUGUCGUCGAUCAGGUCUUUCCCCAAAUGCCUCGAUUUACACCCCCUCGAGAACCUAAACCAGCUCAUCUCCCAACUCCGGACGAGAAGUUUGAGAAGCCUUUGGUAGAAUGCGCAAAGCUAGAGUCUCCAUAUCCGCAACUGAAACCAAUUCCUGCCUCACCCCCUUCGCCUGCAGUAACCAUCAUCUCCACCGACUCCGCCACACCGAGCGCGCAGUUGCAACAAGGAUUACAAGCGGUCAUUGAGAGCGACACAGAGUCAAGCAGUGUUAUAUCCUCCAUCCAGCGAUCUAGAAAGAGACGCAUCCUCACACAAGGCUCCCGUUUGACCGAGAACGACGAAAUCAUUGCUUCGUCGAAGAGAGUCCAGACCCAAGGUCCGCGCGUGGAAUCACAGACUCCCAAAAUUGCCAUUGUUGUCCAAGACGCACCAUCAUCAGAAACUCCCAAAUCCCCAACUCCUACCGACACGACGUUGUUGACACCACCACGUCUAAGACUACGACGAUUCAACUCAUCCAGAUCGGUCCUACGAAAAGAGGUUCUCCUCAAAAGUCCAAAGACUCCGUUGUCAGAUAUCUCAUCCAUGUGUGACUGCUCACCAGGAAAUUAUCACAUCGACGCACCAAGAUCUCCCGUCAAGAGCGAGAUUUCUUCUUUCUUCGAUGGUACACCACCCCCCAACCCAGAACUGGAUGCUCAUGUUUUCAGAAUGAUCAUGUCAGGAGGCGGAUCCCCAGUCCCAGCUUCCAACGCCCUCGCUGAGAGCGAGACUCCUCGAGAGACAUCAAUGUCGACCGCAAUCGCACCAUCCGGACAAACGACCAGCGGAACGUCGAAUCUCGACGAACCUGCCACGCCAGAAACCCAAAGCGAGGCAAACAAUAACCUUACCCCUACCACGGUAAAAGUGGCGAACGAGAAUACGGAAGAUAUUCUUGGCCUGGCCAACCAAGAACAUCAUCCCCAACUCAACAAUGCCACAAAAGACGUGGAACAACACAUGGACACACAGGAGAAUGAAACUUCCAACAAUGAACCUCCAAAAACACCCAUACAUGUCACUCCACAAAAGAUAAAAGCCGCAAGUCCAGUCGACCUGACUGAUGACAAAGAUGGCAGUGAAUCCAGCUCCUCAGCAGCAUCUUCCCUACACACUCCCGAAAAGCAAUUUGCAGAACUCAGGCUAGAUGAUCUAUAUACACCAGACCAUCCGACCCCCAAAGCCACACCACAUUCCUCCGAAAAGACCCAGAGAGUCACGCGCGCAGAGUCCAAGAGACUUGCGAUCCUUGAAGAGAAGACCCAUUACGAAAUUGUUCCACUCACAGAAGAAUGGGAACAGAAAAUCCAGACCGCGCUUCGUCACGGGCACGGCACUUUCAAACCCAGAGAUCUUACCCGCGUUGUCCCUCUCAAUGCACAGUCCAGUGGCGGCACCGAUCAAUGGCUCAACGAUGAGGUUAUCAACGGGUACCUCAAGCUGGUGGUCGCCCACGGCAGACAGAACGACCGUCCCACACAAGUUCCCACGCACCACGCCUUUGUGUCCUUUUUCUUCAACAACCUCGAAAGCCGCGGGUAUGAUAGUGUCAAACGCUGGGCUUCUCGAGCGAAGAUCGGGGGGAAGAACCUACUUGAAACAGAAGCGGUCUUCAUCCCUGUCAACAGCGGCAGCCAUUGGACGCUUUGUGUGGUGUCAGGAAAGAACCGCACAAUCGCACACUACAACAGCCUGAGAGGCAAUGGGAGACGAUAUGUUAAUGUUGUAAAGUCAUGGGUCGCUGCGGAGUUGGGAACUGCAUACAAGGAAUCCGAAUGGACCUUGCUGGAGGCAGGAGAGUCUCCACAACAGACCAAUAUGGAUGAUUGUGGAGUGUUUACAAUCACGAGCGCGCGGCAGAUCAUGUUGGGGCUUACGCCCAUGUCGUACAGCGCCGAGAUGAUCCCGCUGCAGAGAAGGAGGAUUGUGGCGGAGCUUGUGAACGGAUCGCUCUUGAAGAGCAGUUUGUAA